GAGAUGAGCCUGUGGUUAGCGGCCCAGGCAGCAGCAUGCACCCGGAUGCCACCGACAGCAGCGCCGUCCGCCUGGGCCCCGAGUCCGGCCGUCCUACCCCGGGCUCCGCGGGCGUACGUCGGCGGGAGUCCCGGGGGAGCACGGCGGCGACCGGGGUCCCGAGCGGCGGGGGCUGGCGGGGGGCAGCGGCGAUCUGGGCGGCUGGGGCAGCCGUGGCCGCCGUGGUCCUGUGCUGCCUGGCCCCCGGCUGCUGGUCCGCGGGAGGCGCGGGGCCGUGCGUCCUGCUGCUCCGCCUCAGCCUGUACCUGAGCUGCGCGGCGGCCGCCUUCGUGCUGGGGACCCUCUUGGCGCUUGUCUGCCGGAGCCCGCGCGCCCCGCCGCCCGACUUCGCCUCUGCCUGGAGAAGGCUGGCCGCGGCCGUCCGCUGCUCGCUGGGGAGUCCUGUAUAUGGAAAUUCACAUGAGACAGCUCAGUCUAGAAGAGUAGUAAUUUCUCAUAGUAUGGAUAAAGCCCUGAAAGAAGUGUUCGACUAUAGUUAUAGAGACUACAUCUUCUCCUGGUAUGGGAACCUCAGCAGAGACGAAGGACAGCUUUACCAUCUGCUCCUGGAAGACUUUUGGGAAAUCGCCAGGCAGGUUCGCCAUAGGCUGAGUCACAUGGAUGUGGUUAAAGUUGUCUGCAAUGAUGUUGUAAGGGCUUUGCUCACUCAUUUCUGUGAUCUGAAAGCUGCUAAUGCCAGACAUGAAGAGCAGCCAAGGCCUUUUGUGUUGCAUGCAAGCUUGAAGAACUCACAUGAUGAAGUAAGAUUUCUCCAAACGUGCUCUCGGGUUCUUGUGUUUUGUCUUCUCCCUUCAAAGGAUAUCCAGUCUCAAAGUUUACGUAUAAUGCUUGCAGAAAUUCUCACAACGAAAGUCUUGAAGCCAGUAGUGGAAUUACUGAGUAACCCAGAUUACAUUAACCAGAUGCUGCUCACUCAAUUGGAGUACAGAGAGCAGAUGAAUGAACAUCACAAGAGAGCCUACACAUACUCUCCUUCUUAUGAAGAGUUCAUCAAGCUUAUCAACAGCAACUCUGAUGUGGAGUUCUUGAAGCAGCUAAGGUAUCAGAUUGUAGUGGAAAUAAUUCAAGCAACUACAAUUAGCAGCUUUCCUCAGCUGAAGAGACACAAGGGUAAGGAAUCUGCUGCAAUGAAAACUGACCUCCUGAGAGCCAGGAAUAUGAAAAGGUACAUUAACCAGCUAACCGUGGCAAAGAAGCAGUGUGAGAAGAGAAUCCGAAUCCUGGGAGGUCCUGCCUAUGACCAGCAAGAGGAUGGAGCCUUGGAAGAAGGGGAAGGGCCUCAGAGCCAGAAGAUUCUUCAGUUUGACGAUAUUUUGGCCAAUCCUUUCUACCGAGAAUAUUUUCACAUGUACAUGGAGAGGAUGGACAAGAGAGUUCUGAUUGGCUUUUGGGAGUCUGUGGAACAUUUGAAGAACGCUAACAAGAAUGAAAUUCCACAGUUAGUUGGUGAAAUUUAUCAGAAUUUCUUUGUGGAAAGCAAAGAAAUAUCUGUGGAAAGAUCACUUUACAAAGAAAUCCAACAAUGUCUUGUGGGGAAUAAAGGUGUUGAGGUAUUCUACAGAAUCCAGGGAGAUGUAUAUGAGAUGCUGAGGGAUAGAUAUUACCCUUCAUUUAUUGUCAGCAACCUGUAUGAAAAGUUGAUGAUCAAAGAGGAAGAAAACCAUGCCUCACAGCUGAUUUCUAACAAGGAUGAAAUGGGUACUGGAGGUGAGGCUAGUGAGGAAGCUGUAGAAGGUACCAGUGCGAUCACCGAACAAGCCAGCUUUGCUGUCAACAAAUUCCGAGAGCUAAGUGAGAAACUUGAGUAUAAAAGGCAGGCUCUAAGUUCUAUUCAAAAUGCACCAAAACCUGAUAAGAAGAUUGUUUCCAAGCUGAAGGAUGAAAUACUGGUAAUGGAGAAGGAAUGCACAGACCUCCAGUUGCACAUGGCGAGAACAGAUUGGUGGUGCGAGAACCUAGGCAUGUGGAAAGCCUUCAUCACCAGUGCAGAGGUCACAGAAGAGAAUGGCGAGCAAAUACCUUGUUACUUUGUCACGGUAAACCUACAAGAAGUUGGAGGGGUUGAAACUAAGAACUGGACCGUCCCAAGAAGGCUCAGUGAGUUUCAGAAUUUACACCGGAAACUUAAUGAGUGUGUCCCUUCUUUAAAAAAAGUCCAGUUGCCUUCUCUUAGCAAACUGCCUUUCAAAUCUGUAGAUCACAAGUUUCUGGAAAAAUCAAAGAAUCAAUUAAAUAAGUUUUUACAGAAUCUACUUUCAGAUGAAAGACUGUGUCAGAGUGAAGCACUUUAUGCCUUUUUGAGCCCUUCUCCUGACUACCUCAAGGUUAUUGAUGUACAGGGGAAAAAAAACUCCUUUUCAUUAUCCUCAUUUUUGGAAAAACUGCCUCGGGAUUUCUUCUCCCAUCAGGAGGAAGAGAUAGAGGAAGACAGUGACCUAUCAGAUUAUGGUGAUGACAUGGAUGGGAAGAAAGAUGCCUUGGCUGAACCAUGUUUCAUGUUGAUUGGAGAGAUUUUUGAACUUCGAGGAAUGUUUAAAUGGGUGAGAAGAACAUUAAUUGCUCUUGUUCAGGUCACUUUUGGAAGAACCAUCAACAAACAAAUCCGGGAUACAGUGAACUGGAUUUUCAGCGAGCAAAUGUUGGUUUACUACAUCAACGUUUUCCGGGAUGCUUUUUGGCCAAAUGGGAAAUUGGCACCCCCAACUAGAAUCAGAAGCAAAACGCAAAGUCAGGAAACAAAACAGAGAGCACAACAAAAGCUACUUGAAAACAUUCCAGAUACACUUCAGAGCCUUGUUGGACAGCAAAAUGCCCGCCAUGGUAUAAUAAAAAUAUUCAAGGCUCUGCAAGAAACAAGAGCCAAUAAGCAUCUAUUAUAUGUGCUGAUGGAGCUGCUGUUGAUUGAACUGUGUCCUGAGCUGAGAACUCAUUUAGAUCAGUUCAAAGCUGGUCAAGUCUGAGACUACACAAAUCAACUACCAGAAAAAUGUCUGUGUGAUAAUAGACAUGAAACAUUUUCCUCUUUUCCACAGAGGGCCUGACUGAGAACCAUUCAAUCUUUGCUUUCCUUGCCUCCCUCCAGUUUUAUGUGAAAUAAACAGAAUUGGAGGAAGGAGGACUUGAUGCUGUGGUAGGUCACAGAAAAAGAAACUUAUGUUUAUUGAUUUUUAUUUAAAUAAUAAUACUUUAAAGCUCAACAUGCUGAUUGAAAUACAAAUGUUAAUAUGUGAUAAGAACCUAGGAAAUAUUUUAAAUAUUUAUGAAAAACAGUUUUGUUUUAAAAUGACAAACUAUGAAUAUUGUACAGUUAAUUUCCUCACUGAGGAUUUUGAACAUUCCUGUAUUAUUUCACGUGUGUUGAAGAACAUUGUUGUGCAAUGCUUUGUGUAGUUACUGUGAAAAUUUUGUGUUUAUUUUUACCAAAGAUUUCCCAUAGUUUGAAGCAUUUGAAGCAAUAAAAUAUAAAAAUGAAUCACAGUG
Messenger RNA from Nannospalax galili (Upper Galilee mountains blind mole rat), 3540 nucleotides. RefSeq names its product sorting nexin 25 (gene Snx25). Gene Ontology annotation, cellular component: intracellular membrane-bounded organelle; early endosome membrane. The record is from RefSeq and is a predicted model, not a curated record. Gene Ontology annotation, molecular function: phosphatidylinositol binding. The coding region runs from base 36 to 3020 and encodes 994 amino acids. The transcript has 19 exons. Lineage: Eukaryota; Metazoa; Chordata; Mammalia; Rodentia; Spalacidae.